Messenger RNA from Sitophilus oryzae (rice weevil), 525 nucleotides. RefSeq lists its product as uncharacterized. Bases 1 to 525 code for a protein of 174 amino acids. The transcript has a single exon. The record is from RefSeq and is a predicted model, not a curated record. Lineage: Eukaryota; Metazoa; Arthropoda; Insecta; Coleoptera; Curculionidae.
AUGUCGUGUCAUUCAUUAGAGUUGUCUAUUAAUGAAACUCUUGCUAAAUUUUGGGAAAUCGAAGAAGGUUCUACGUGUAAUAAAAUAUAUUCGAAGUCAGAAGAAUUUUGUGAAAAUCACUUUGCUGAAAAUUAUAAACGUGCUUCUGAUGGUCGAUUUAUAGUAAAGUUUCCUUUUAAAGAAAAUUUAAAUGAUUUGGGUUUGUCUCGAAAUAUGGCUUAUAAACGUUUAUGUUUUCUUCAGAAGCGUCUCAAUAAAGACAAAGAUUUGAAAGGUGGGUAUGUUUCAUUUCUUAGUGAAUAUCAAAAAUUGGGUUACAUGACUAAAGUUAAAGGUUUUUCUAUGGAUAAUACUGAUUUUAGACAAUGCUAUUAUCUUCCCCAUCAUGCAGUAAUUAAGGAAUCUAGUUUAACAACAAGGUUGAGAGUUGUUUUUGAUGCUUCAGUUAGAACUGACACUAAUUUGUCAUUAAAUGAUGUGCAGUUUGCUGGUCCUACAAUACAGAACGAUUCUUUUAAAUUUUAG